AUGGACGUUAUCCUUCCAGUUUCCGAUGCCCUGGUUGACGAUAUCGCCCAAAGCACCAGCGUAGUGGAUGAGAAAGCUACAUCUUCAAAACCGUCAGAAGGCAAAGGCAAGUGGAAAGAGAAGAAGAAUGCUGGACGGCGAAGCAGAGGGACUCGCGUCGAAGGCCCAAGACCAGAAGGAGAGGAACAGUCGAAGGAACCGCGUCUGCCCAAACGGAUGUGUGCUCUUCUGCUGGGAUUCUGCGGUUCAGGAUACAGGGGAAUGCAAUUGUACAGAGCGCAAUCCGGUCGCCCGCAAGUCGCUACCAUCGAGGGUACACUAUUCAAUGCACUCGUUAGAGCCGGUGCUAUUUCCAAAGACAAUUCUGAUGAUCCGGUCAAAGUUAAUCUACAACGUGCCGCAAGAACAGACGCAGGUGUACAUGCAGCAGGAAAUGUCGUGUCUCUCAAAAUGAUUCCCUUCGUUCCAGGCCAGGGCGACAUGUUAACGCGUAUAAACGAGGUGCUUCCUCCGGAUAUUCGCGUCUGGGACUUCGUUCGAACGAAGAACUCAUUCAACGCACGCCUACUGUGUGAUAGCCGAAAAUACACGUACUUCUUUCCAUCGUAUCUUUUGAUACCCCCCAAACCAGGCAGUGCCUUGUUCCGAAAUGUUGAGCGGUAUACGAGUACUUCACCCCCGAGCCCUCCCACCUGCGAUUUUUGGACCAAUUUGGAUCUCAAGACUCUGACGUUAGAAGAAGAGUUGCGUCGUAAACGCUUGUGGAGGGUAGAUUCGACAUACCUUGAGCGGUUACGAACUACGGCAAAAAGGUACGAAGGGACGCACAACUUCCACAACUUUACCGUGGCACGCAAUCCCAAGGAUGGAACAAACAAACGAUUCAUGAAAGUCAUAGACGUCCUUGAUCCUCAAACGCACGGAGACACUGAGUGGAUACCAGUUGAGUUCCACGGUCAAAGUUUCAUGCUGCAUCAGGUACUACCAUUGCUCAUCCAAAGGAAAAUGAUGUUUGCCCUGAUCAUGUCAUGCAGGACAGGAACACCGGAUAGUAUCAUCAACGAACUGUAUAGUCUGCGCCGAAUGGUAAUCCCAAAAGUGCCUGCCCUUGGACUGCUUCUGGAAUGCCCAAUCUAUGAUGUCUACAAUAUGAAUGUCGUUCCGAUUAAUCAGAACCUAGAGCCUUCUGACCCAAGCUACCGUCCGCCUAUAGACUUUGCGAAACAAGCUGAGAAGAUGGCAGAGUUCAAACAAAAAUUCAUCUAUACCAGUAUGCGUGGUAUCGAGGACCGGAAAGGACUUUUCGAUGCUUGGAUACGGUCUGUGGAUGCUUAUGCAGGCAAUGAUUUGUUAUAUUACAACCCAGAGGGUACAAUACCCGACGUGUGUGUCAUCAAGGACGGAGAACGACGCCUACAUCCCUUCAAGGAGAGAAGGAUCUUCAAUCGAACUGAUUUCGAGGAUGACGAAGAAGGAAAAGUCGAAAUAGAGGAUGAGGAGGGCGAAGAAGAAGUUCGAAUGGAUAAGAAGGCCCUAGAGGAAAUGGAAGGCUAA
This is a messenger RNA of Desarmillaria tabescens, 1554 nucleotides long. Its product is annotated as pseudouridine synthase. Gene Ontology annotation, molecular function: pseudouridine synthase activity; RNA binding. Gene Ontology annotation, cellular component: nucleus. Lineage: Eukaryota; Fungi; Basidiomycota; Agaricomycetes; Agaricales; Physalacriaceae. Gene Ontology annotation, biological process: tRNA pseudouridine synthesis; mRNA pseudouridine synthesis. The coding region runs from base 1 to 1554 and encodes 517 amino acids. The record is from RefSeq and is a predicted model, not a curated record. The transcript has 9 exons.